Molecule: messenger RNA, 1170 nt
Organism: Symbiodinium pilosum
Lineage: Eukaryota; Dinophyceae; Suessiales; Symbiodiniaceae
Source: the annotation of a GenBank genome assembly
AUGGGCUGCUGUGGCUCCAAUGAAGCGGAUCAGACAGGAGUCAAGAAGGUGGGGCGAGAGCGCAGACGGCUGAGCGUCGCGGAGGUAGCCGGUGAGACAGCCGGGGCAGCAGAUUCCGGUUCGGGGGAAGGAGGCAUGAUUGCGCAGCUUGAAAGCAGAUCGGUGAUCGACAUCAUCGAGAAUAUGGAGCUUGCUGGGGGUGGCCCCAAGGCGUUCAUGGGCUCCUGUACCGACACAGGGAUGUCAGGAAUGACCUCCUUCUCCAAUAAGUCUGUCCAAGUGCUUGGAGAUGACAUUGACCUAUGCCCAAAGGGCAUAGCCUUCACAUGUCGGAAAGGUCUGAAGCCAGAGAGUCCAAACCAAGACUCCUGGUGCUUACUGAAAAUGGAUACCUUCUCCAUCUACGCGGUCUUUGAUGGUCAUGGCCACAAGGGCCAUGACGUCUCGCAGUUCGUAAAGGACAUGCUACCGAAGCUCAUCCUCCAGGACCCCCGGUCGAAGUCACCGGAGGUCGGUUCAUGCCUCAUAGACGCCUUCAAGAAGGUUCAGAAAAUGGUCAUGGCUGCAGACAAGAUGAAGAUGCUGAGUGCACAGAUGUCUGGCACGACGGCAACUGUGUGCUUUCAUGAUCAUUUGCGCGAGAAGCUGACCAUCGCCCACGUGGCUGACAGCACCGCCGCCUUUGGGAUCAAGAAAGGCGAGAAGUGGAUUGGGACAUCUAAGACAAGAGACCACAAGCCCAACUUGAAGGGCGAGCGAGAGCGGAUUGAAAAGAAUGGCGGCAGGGUGGUCUUCGAUGGCUAUGCCAACCAUCGGAUCUACGCCAAAAACGCUCGGUAUCCUGGCCUGAACAUGUCGCGCUGCCUUGGAGACAUUCUGGGUCAUCUGGAAUGCGGAAUCACAUGUGAGCCGGAGAUCACUCCGGUAGACCUGGAGAGCGGGGCGGCGCAGAUUCUUCUCGUUUGCAGCGAUGGGGUUUGGGAGUUCGUCACUGCACAGGAGGCCGUCGAUCUCGUCAGCACGCGGCCUGCAGAGCUUUGCGAACAAGCAGCGGGACUGCUGGCCAAAGAAGCUUGGGAUCGCUGGAUACGUGAAGAAGGCGGCGCAGUUGUCGACGACAUAACAGUGGGCCUUGUCCACAUUGGCAAGGACAAAGUGCCGAGCAAGUGA